Teleopsis dalmanni is the source of this 1936-nucleotide messenger RNA. RefSeq names its product protein phosphatase 1B (gene alph). NCBI's taxonomy places the organism in Eukaryota, Metazoa, Arthropoda, Insecta, Diptera, Diopsidae. Gene Ontology annotation, molecular function: protein serine/threonine phosphatase activity; magnesium ion binding; manganese ion binding. Gene Ontology annotation, biological process: negative regulation of stress-activated MAPK cascade; protein dephosphorylation. The transcript is spliced from 5 exons. Gene Ontology annotation, cellular component: cytosol; nucleus. The coding region runs from base 609 to 1724 and encodes 371 amino acids. The record is from RefSeq and is a predicted model, not a curated record.
AUUGUUCAAUACGAAAUAAAAUUAUAUUGCAUGCCUUAGCAGUCGAGUUGUUUUGUGAACUUGAACAACAGACAUCCAAACAGAACAGAAUCUGUAAAUAAAUUCGAACAUUUGUUUGCUCCCAUAGAAGUUAUGUAUGGCGAUUUCGUCAUUGUACACCUGAGAAACAUACUAAACGUACAUAAAUAUAUAUGAACGAGUGCGAGUGUAUAAUAUAAGUUUAUGUAGUUCAGCAAAGAAAUAAGUGUACAAGUCAAACGUUUUAUAAACAGAGGGGCAUGUUUUAUUAUUGGCAAUUGUGUAAUCAUUGAUUUUUCAAGUGUGCAAAUAUUGUUUGGGAAAUGCAGCGAAUAAAUAGAGAAAUGCCAUUAUAAAAUAGUAAUAACUUUGGUUAGCUCUACUGACGUAGAAUGUGUUUUUUUGCUAAGUUUUUUCGAUAAAUAUUGAAGAAUUGACAAAUACGCACUGCGUUUGCGAUUCGAUUCUAAAAAUUUCUCCUUCGCUUUGAUUUUUAUUUGCCAACGCUACUACCAACGCGAGUGACCGACCGACCGGCACACUGAGAUUUGCUUUUGCUUGUGACCUUUAACACAUUAUGAAAAACAGACAUGGGUGGAUUCCUGGAUAAACCAAAAACACUCAAACACAAUGAUCAAGGUGAGGGAAACAAGUUGCUGUAUGGCGUCAGCUCGAUGCAAGGCUGGCGGUGCGAAAUGGAAGAUGCGUAUUACGCGCGUGCCGGUCUUGGUAAUGGCUUAGAAGACUGGAGCUUUUUUGCUGUUUUUGACGGACACGCUGGUUGUAAAGUGUCAGAGCAUUGUGCCACACAUCUGCUUGAUAUUAUUGUGAAUACUGAUGAGUUUAAGAACGGUGACCAUGUCAAAGGCAUACGAACGGGUUUCUUACGCAUCGAUGAAGUUAUGAGAGAACUGCCUGAACUAAUGCAGGAUGCUGAAAAGGUUGGCGGUACUACAGCCGUUUGCGCACUCAUAUCAUCUACGCAAGUUUACAUAGCUAAUUGUGGUGAUUCGCGUGCGGUUUUAUGUCGCCAAGGUGUGCCUGUCUUUGCAACACAAGAUCACAAACCUAUACUACCUGAAGAGAAGGAACGUAUUCAUAACGCUGGUGGAAGUGUAAUGAUUAAACGUGUCAACGGCACAUUAGCUGUAUCACGUGCACUGGGUGAUUACGACUUCAAGAAUGUCAAAGAAAAAGGACAGUGCGAACAACUGGUAUCACCUGAACCGGAAAUAUUUUGCCAAAGUCGCCAGGAUACUGAUGAAUUUCUAAUAUUGGCUUGUGAUGGUAUUUGGGAUGUCAUGAGUAAUGAGGACGUUUGUAGUUUUAUACACUCGAGGCUGAAAAUCACCAACGAUUUGGUAAACAUAGCAAAUCAGGUUAUUGAUACAUGUUUGCACAAGGGUAGUCGUGAUAAUAUGAGCAUAAUAAUAAUUGCUUUUCCUGGCGCACCUAAACCUACUGAAGAAGCGAUAGAAGCUGACAAGCGAUUGGAAAAACAAUUAGAGGAAAUCACUAGAGAGGACAUCGCACAGAAUAAUAUCACGGAUUUCAGUGAAUUGUUGAAUCACUUACAGAACAGAGAAAUCGAAGGUCUUCCUCCUGGUGGUGGUAUAUCUUCAAAACACGCAGUCAUUGAGCGGACAUUUAAGGAACUAUAUCCGGAGAAACAGUGUGAAGUACAUAAUUAUUUUAUUGAAAUAUAAGCAACAUGAUUUAAUGCUUUCUAUUACAAUUAUUUAAAUAAUCUGCAAACAUUUUUUUAUUUUAAAUAAUUCAUGCCAUUAUUGUUUCGUUAAUUCAUUUUGCGCUUUCUUAUAACAACUUAAGCAACAUUAAAUUAUUAUAUACAUUUAAUAUGUUUUAUUAUUUGCUAAACCAUUAAUAGAAUAACAUUAUAAUUUCAAAUAUAUUUUAA